AUGGAUGUGAAAUUAAAUCUUGUUUAACUGCACCAAGAACUUCAGAUUAUGAUUACAAGAAAACGUAACAAUUACUUUGACUCAACUUGCACUGACUCAAAAUAUCGGUAGGGAUGUGUUUUUUUACCUGAUGAAUGUUAAAGUAUGUCAGAAAAUAAAGUUUAUAAAAAAAGGGGAUUCUUGUUAUUGUAGCCUAUGCAUCUCCAAAUCAUCUGA
This is a messenger RNA of Paramecium octaurelia, 216 nucleotides long. NCBI's taxonomy places the organism in Eukaryota, Ciliophora, Oligohymenophorea, Peniculida, Parameciidae. The record is from the annotation of a GenBank genome assembly.